AGUAGGCGCUCCCGCCCGCCCGGCACGGGCUUCAGUGCUGGGGAGGACGCGCCCACCGCCUGCCCGCCCGCCCGCCCGCGGAGCAGCCCGGGGUGGCGCGCUCGGUUUCUACGCGAAAGCCGGCCGUGUACCUAGGAAUUAACCGGCCGGCGCGGGAGGGGAGGGGAGCGGGAAGCGGGGUGGGGGGGGGGGAUGCUGAGCGCGCGCGAGAACAAUAAUAAGAUCGUGUUUGCGGUCGCUGCCCGAGGAAGAAUUCGGAGCAAACGCGAGGCCCGGCGCUCGCGCCGCGCCCGGGAGCCCGGGAGGGAGGCCGGCGGCGGCGACAUGAGGCAGGCGACGCGGUGCUUGUGAGCAGCGCGCGCGGCGGCGGCGGGGACCUUGGCGCGGCCGGACGCGGGCGAGCGCCGAGCGGCCGCGGGCUCCCCUCCCCCGCUGCCGGGCCGUGAUUUGCCGGGCCUGCUGCGCCCCCCGCCCACCCCUCUUCUCAGCCGCCGCCUCGCCGCUUCCCCUCGUCGGAGCGGCCGCUCGUCCGCCCGGCUCGAGGCCCGCGAGGAACGCGGCGCAGUCCGUCCGCCCGCGGGGGGGCGGCCUCCCGGCAUCUUCGCGGCGACCAAGGACUACCAGGAAGGGGAGCGGCUGGGAUGGCGCGUCCGCGGCCUCGCGAGUACAAAGCGGGCGACCUGGUCUUCGCCAAGAUGAAGGGCUACCCGCACUGGCCCGCCCGGAUUGAUGAACUCCCAGAGGGAGCUGUGAAGCCUCCAGCAAACAAGUAUCCUAUCUUCUUUUUUGGCACCCAUGAAACUGCAUUUCUAGGUCCCAAAGACCUUUUUCCAUAUAAAGAGUACAAAGACAAGUUUGGAAAGUCAAAUAAACGGAAAGGAUUUAACGAAGGAUUGUGGGAAAUAGAAAAUAACCCAGGAGUAAAGUUUACUGGAUACCAGGCAAUUCAGCAACAGAGCUCUUCAGAAACUGAGGGAGAAGGUGGAAAUACUGCAGAUGCAAGCAGUGAGGAAGAAGGUGAUAGAGUAGAAGAAGAUGGAAAAGGCAAAAGAAAGAAUGAAAAAGCAGGCUCAAAACGGAAAAAGUCAUAUACUUCAAAGAAAUCCUCUAAACAGUCCCGGAAAUCUCCAGGAGAUGAAGAUGACAAAGACUGCAAAGAAGAGGAAAACAAAAGCAGCUCUGAGGGUGGAGAUGCGGGCAAUGACACAAGAAACACAACUUCAGACUUGCAGAAAACCAGUGAAGGGAAGAUGCUGUGGACAGUUAUCGAGAUAGACUAACAGAAUAUCCCUUCUACACACCCAGCUGGACCUCCACCUGUGUUUGCAGCUCUCCCAUCCCUGCCUAGGUACUCUCAUCAAGGGAACGCUCAUCAUGGGAGUGGAGAACAAUGGUCACUGCCAACUCAGUCACAGAAGAUUCUGGCAGGCCAGCUCCACCCAUCCUUCACUCCCCUACAAGUGGCUGCCCAGAGCCAAACCCACAUCCCACCUGGGCAAUGGGAGCAAAGCCAGUAAGGAGGCAUAGAAGUGACCACCAAGUUUAAGACAAUGACUCUGGCCAGGCACGGGGGCUUAAGCCUGUAAUCCCAGCACUUGGGAAGCUGAAGCAGGUGGAUCACCUGAGGUUAGGAGUUUGAGACCAGCCUGGCCAACAUAGUGAAACCCUGUCUCUUCUAAAAAUACAAAAAUUAGGCCAGGCACAGCCUAAUUACAGCCGUGGCUCACGGCUGUAAUCCCAGUACUUUGGGAGGCCGAGGCAGGUGGAUCACGAGGUCAGGAAACGGAGACCAUCCUGGCUAACACAGUGAAACCCCAUCUCUACUGAAAAAUACAAAAAAUUAGCCGGGCAUGGGUGGCACGCACCUGUAGUCCCAGCUACCCAGGAGAUGGAGGUUGCAGUGAGCCAAGGUUGUGCCACCGCAAUUCAGAACGAGACACUGUCUCAAAAAAAAAAAGGACAAUGACUUAUAUGGAAUGAUUCAUCUCAAUGAUUCCCAAGCAGGCUAACUCUCAGCAUGUCCAGUGUGGUUACCCUAUUCCACACGGCAUAUCCUAAAGACAGGUGGCUGAUGUGCAGGUGACAAUGACUUUCACAAAAAAGACUAGUGACGUUAAAAACGAAUACAAGAGGGUACAAUUGAAUGUGACAGAAGGAAAGCUGUACCUGUCAGAGAAUCUCACUAAGGUUGUAAGUGUCUCCUAAAUGGGCUUAAAACUACUAGCAAUAAGUAACUAAGAAAUAGUACUUUUUAAACAGCAGAUGAUCAAAUGUAGUGCAUGUUAGUUUGUCAAAGCUGCAUUUUCAAGUUGUAACAAAUUGGUGCCUUAGACUAUGAGGUGGGUAUGGACAGUAGAAAAAUCUGAUGGUGAAUAUAGAAAAAGCUGUGGAAAAAAAAUGGAGAGGAGUGUGGGGGUGGGUAAUUCACAGAGAAGGGAAGCCAGCCUUGCCUGGAGUUGGCAGCCAGGAGGCCAGCACUCACAUUCUCCCCAGAAGGAACAAAAGGCUGUAUUUGCCCUCUCUUGCAGAUGUGGCUUCCCCACGCCUCCACUGGGGGGCUUUGGCUCAGUUGUCACUGACAGUGCCACUUCCUGAUACUCAUUUUUCAGAAGCCUCACUAGUACGUCUCCCAUGAAAGGAAGUGUUUGGCACAUAAUCUCCCAAUGAUUGCUGAUGCCAGCACAAGUGUCAGACACUGUGUUAGCGAUGACAAGGACAUGGUCUCUGCCUUCUAGUGGGUGAGGAGUAUGGCCUUGGGCCUGACCCUGAGGCUGAAGUGUGCUCAAAGCUGUAACAGACCAGGACAGAGGGCUGAGGGUGCCCAGCCUUGAAGAAUAGGGAGAGACAUCAGUACAGUUAGUAUAGGCUCCAUGGAGUCGGGAGGAACAGGAGGGACAGAUAGCAGCAGGAGACUCGUCUGGGAAGGUACAUAGGGGCCAGAGCACAGACCAGUGGAGAGGGCCAGGAAAAGGGGUGUGGGCCUUCAAAUCAGAUGGACCGAGCUCAUCUACUGCCUGCCUACAAAAAUUUAGGCAAGUGACAACAUUUCUAUAAGCUUCAGAGUUUCUUUUUUUGAGAUGGAGUCUCGCUCUGUUGCCAGGCUGGAGUGCAGUGGCAUGAUCUUGGCUCACUGCAACCGCUGACUCCCGGGUUCAAGUGAUUCACCUGCCUCAGCUUCCCAAGUAGCUAGAACUAUAGGUGCAUGCCAUCAUGCCCAGCUAACUUUUGUAUUUUUAGUAAAGACAGGGUCUCACCAUGUUGGCCAGGAUGGUCUCAAUCUCUUGACCUCGUGACCCACCUGCCUUGGCCUCCCAAAGUGCUGAGAUUACAGGCACGAGCCACCGUGCCCGGCCACUUCAGAGUUUCUUAUAUAUGGAUUGGAAGAAACUAGUUACAAUUCUUCUUUCCCACCCCACCUUUGCCAAGGCCCACUGUGGGCAAAGAAUGCUCCCUAGGCUCUUGAUGACCAGCUUGGCCCUAUGCCUUGUCUCAGCCAGUGGAAUAUGGGUGGGAAUAAGAGUGGGUGGCUCCAAGCCAAGGCCUUAAGAGCCACCGCUUUCUUCCCAUUAGCCCCUCUGUGCCUCUGUGUCUGUCAUGAGAAGGGCAUGCCCUGGGAGCUGCUGGUCCAGGAGCAAGGAGACAGAGAACAGCCCUGAAACCAACCCACAGCCUGAUGCAGAGUGGCCCCAACCCACAGACCUGUGAGCAAGAAAAAUAAAUGUUUGUUGCUGUAGGAUUUGGGGGGCAUUUGAUAUGUGGCAUUGCUGAAGGAGAAACCACAGAACAAAAUGCCCAGCAAAGUGCCUGGCACAGGAAGCAUUCAAAGGCCCAUAGCAGCUUGGCUGGAGCAGCAUGCAGGAUGGAAGGGCAUAGGCUUUGGGGGUCAACAGCCAUGCGACCUUUGCCACAUUUCUUAGCAUCUCCAAGCCAGCUUCUUCACUUUCAAGUGGAGGGAUGGUGAGGAUGGGGUAAAAGCCUGCUGCUAAAGUGUUCAGGGACAUACAGGGUGCACUAUAGGUGCUUGUCUCCAUGGCAGAUUCUGUUAUUUUCCUCAUGCAUAUGUGCAGGCACAGGUACCACACAGUUAAGUUCUGCACUAAGUUGGGGGAGGGGGCAGACUGCAAGUAACAGGCUUAAGACAGGAAGUCCAGGAAGGAGCUGGCAUGAGAGUUGAGGUCAGAGAUCAGAGGUCAAAGCAUGCUGGGGUUGGCAGGGUGCCCUGCCUGGCCUGGCAGUAACCCUCCACCAGGAUGCCACCCAGAAGAGGGUGGGGUCCACAGCCUGAGGAGCAAUAGCCAGAGUCAAGGGCCACAUUGUCCUGAAACUCCCCUACACUUGCAGCCACCAUUAUCAAAGGGCUCUGAGUAUUCACAACCAAGGAGGAGUUUGUGACUGGGGGCCAAAAGUAUUGUGUUAUUAAUCAGACACAAAAGAUUUCCCUUUGUGGAGACAUACCAUAGAACAGCGGGUCCCGGGGUGGUUUUCUUUUGACGAGGACACGAGCCAACAAGGCUACCAGGAACAGGAUGAGGGCAGCAACCCCUACAAUAGUCCAGGAACUGCAACAACCAGAACAGGGAGGUGGUCACUAACAAAAUAAACACAUUGGUGCCUGGAA
Callithrix jacchus (white-tufted-ear marmoset) is the source of this 4618-nucleotide messenger RNA. Lineage: Eukaryota; Metazoa; Chordata; Mammalia; Primates; Cebidae. The record is from RefSeq and is a predicted model, not a curated record.